This is a messenger RNA of Propithecus coquereli (Coquerel's sifaka), 1291 nucleotides long. It is a transcript of the gene TMEM133, whose product is annotated as transmembrane protein 133. Lineage: Eukaryota; Metazoa; Chordata; Mammalia; Primates; Indriidae. The record is from RefSeq and is a predicted model, not a curated record.
AUGGUAUCCAUGGGCCCUGAAAUCACAUCUCCUGGUAAAGAAAAAAUUUUUUUUCUUUUUCCAGAAAUUAUUUUCCUCUUGACUAAAGUUUCUCCCUUAGGGAAGAAAUUACUAUUUAAUUUUGCCUCCUACCCUUUCUUGUUACCUUCCAAAAUCAAAACACUUUGAAAAAACGAAGAUAGCUUUCUGAACAGUCUAUGUCCUGCCUGUCUUCUGUUGAUUCACAGACUUAACAUCAGGUAUUCAUCAGCUAGUCCCAAUUUCCCGAACACAUUCAUCGUAUCUAUUAUUGUCACCAUUAUCUCCCUGCUUCAAAAUGUGCAGGGUCUACUUGGUAAUAACCUUGGGAAAGCUCCGGCUUAUGAGUGACGUGGGCUUUUAGAGGGUCAGAUCAAUAAAUUGGAUUUUUCAUUUUUUAGGGCAGCUACAUUCAGUGUUUUUAAUAAAGAAUCUUAAAUAAGAAUGUUGACAGCACUCACAGUAAGCCAUUGGCAGAAAACUGAUCUGCAUGUCAUAGACCAGUGUUUAGAAACUAUUGUCUGGCUUGGGGAGCCCAGCUGGUUAUCAGUUCUUCCUUUAGCACUCAUGAGAGAGAUGCCAAGUUCAGGGUGAACAUUUCUUGGUGCUUGAGGGAGAAAUGGAGUCUGUGUGUUUUCCGGGGGUGUCCCAAAAGGCAGGGACCAUUUUCAUUUAUUACGAACAUAGAUAACUUCCACCAUUCAAGAUGCUUAUGUACAGGGAUACUUGAGGAAUUUACGUGUUGUGGAGAGAGGCCUGAAGGUGCCAUGACCACCGCUUUCUCCCCUUUGUACCAUCUACUGUCUCUGAAGGGUACUUCCCAUGGUCUUUACACUUCCAGGUUUGAGAGCAGCUCAUUUUUCCCUUGAGUCUACUCAGUCUCUCUGAAAUUGUGCAUUGUUCUAUGUAUGGCAGCAUGUUGGCAAUUUUAAUCUUCAACUUCCUCUUUUUUGCAGAGAAUGACAUCCAUUAGAAUUGAUCUAAGAACACUGACUAAUAGGAUUUAUGCUUAAAAUCCAAGGUAUCGCUGCAUAUUGAAGGCUGGGAUUUCAAGAGUCCUUGAACUCUGAGCUGAAACUUUUACAAAUAGGGAGUUUGGCAGGGAAGAUGCUUGGUUUUUAAUUCAGAAUCCUAUUUAUAUACUGUUAAAAUUUGAGGUACUGUAGUUUAUAUAAAAGUUGGAUAUUUAGAUAUUAUAUUUCAGUUCUAGGAGCUUCGCAGCCAUUAACAUGACAAAUUAAGUAAUAUGAAAAUGAUUGUCAGUAAAUUAUCA